This is a messenger RNA of Knipowitschia caucasica, 699 nucleotides long. The record is from the annotation of a GenBank genome assembly. Lineage: Eukaryota; Metazoa; Chordata; Actinopteri; Gobiiformes; Gobiidae.
AUGACCAAGGACCAGAACCUCGUCCCAGAACCUCCUCCCAGAACCUCGUCCCAGAACCUCCUCCCAGAACCUCGUCCCAGAACCUCCUCCCAGAACCUCGUCCCAGAACCUCCUCCCAGAACCUUGACCCAGAACCUUGCCCCAGAACCUCAACCUCCUCCCAGAACCUCCUCCCAGAACCUUGACCCAGAACCUUGCCCCAGAACCUCGUCCCAGAACCUCCUCCCAGAACCUCGUCCCAGAACCUCCUCCCAGAACCUUGUCCCAGAACCUCCUCCCAGAACCUCGUCCCAGAACCUCCUCCCAGAACCUCGUCCCAGAACCUCCUCCCAGAACCUUGUCCCAGAACCUCCUCCCAGAACCUUGACCCAGAACCUUGCCCCAGAACCUCGUCCCAGAACCUCCUCCCAGAACCUCGUCCCAGAACCUCGUCCCAGAACCUCGUCCCAGAACCUCCUCCCAGAACCUCCUCCCAGAACCUCCUCCCAGAACCUCCUCCCAGAACCUCGUCCCAGAACCUCCUUCCAGAACCUUGCCCCAGAACCUUGUCCCAGAACCUCGUCCCAGAACCUCGUCCCAGAACCUCGUCCCAGAACCUCCUUCCAGAACCUUGCCCCAGAACCUCGUCCCAGAACCUUGUCCCAGAACCUGGUGUUCCCGGGGGUGAGUUUGUUGUUGCCCUCUCGCAGGAAGCAGUAA